AUACUUUUUCUAAUAUUCGAAAAUCUGUUGUUUUAUAUUUGAAAAAUAUCAAAUGUUUUUUUUUAUUAUUAACAGAAAUGACGUUAGUAGUCAUGGCCGGAAAGACUACACGCGAAAGUUUGUAAUGUCUAUUUAAAAAGGAUUAACGAAACUAUACUUCCUACUUUGUGGACGUAAUGAAUGAUCUUCUUUAUAUAUAAGGAUAGUUCAGGAUGGAUAAUAUAUAAAUAGGCAUACACAAUUUUGAACGCUGUGGACGCCUAAAUGAUGUAUUCACACUUCUGAAGUUCGUAAAUCUCAAGAUUCAUCAGACGCUGGUUUGCUUUGGGGAUUCGAAAAAGUUUUUUUCUGUGUUCAUCACAUAUGGCAACAUUGAUUUUAUUUUAGAAUAGCUUUCAAAAGCGUACAAUUUCAAAAUAAGAUUACGUAUGUGAUGUUCAGUAACAGCUUUUGCAUUUGAACACGAACAUGUUUAUUUCGAUGGUGUUCAUAUAUUUUGGAUAGUUAUGGAUUUUCUGUGAACAAGCAAACAAACUGUACACAAAAUUAGUUUUAUUUUCUUGCCAAAAGAUCAUGUGUAUGAUCAUGAUGGGACUCUGAGUUGGUGAUUUUUUAGAUUUUUAAAAAGACACAAAUAUUCAUACAAAAUAACAGCAUUGUACAGGAUUAAUAUGUUUUGAUAUUUUUGUUCAAAAUGGCAGAGAUUGUAAUUCGACCAGAUCGUCUUUAUCCUGUCAUAAUGCAGCAAGAAGUCUGCGUUAAUGAGGAUGCAGUGAAACAGACUGAAGAAAAGAUGGCCGAGAAGAGAACAGAAGAAAAGACGGGGACCAUAAGUCUUAUAGAUGGAAAACAAAAUUAUAAACGCAAACCACAAAAACAGACAUCAAAUAGUUGCUCUGCAUCUAGAUUAUGGGUAUUUUUUUCCGUAUUAUUUUUUCUGACCACCGUAGCGGCUGUGGCAGCAUUUAUAUGGAGACACUCCUUUUAUGACGAAUCCAGAAAAGCACCAGUAUAUGAAUGUGUGAAUGGUACACAAAAUAAUACGAAAAUUAUAUUUCAAAGAUACGGUGGAUUUUUUCGAAACAGAACGGAACAGAGUAUCUUUGCAAAGCAAUUUUACCAGAACGAACAGAAACAUGUGGUAUAUGCAAACCAGACGUUAAGGCCAUAUUAUUCUUCAGGUUGUACAUUUACCUGUAAGCCUCAACCUCCAUCCAGAAAGAAAAGACAAGUGCAAUUAGCAAACACGCAUUUCCAUGCUUGCUGUAUUUCUGAAACAUCUUUUAUAAGUCCUGAUGAAUUACCUGGCAUUGAUGAUAUACCUAGAACUCUUGCCCAUUUCGACGACCUGGAUAAGCGACAAUAUUUUCAAACACAAAGUUGCCAACAAGUGCUUGGAUGUAAUGGAUGCCGAUGUACACAGGCGAUAGACACUCAUACCGCCCUUAUUGAAGCAAAUAAAUCAGAUGACGACAAGUUUGUUGUUGAAAUGGGACGUUUCAAGAUAUAUAGCGGUGGAUAA
Messenger RNA from Lottia gigantea (owl limpet), 1522 nucleotides. RefSeq lists its product as hypothetical. The coding region runs from base 695 to 1522 and encodes 275 amino acids. NCBI's taxonomy places the organism in Eukaryota, Metazoa, Mollusca, Gastropoda, Lottiidae. The record is from RefSeq and is a predicted model, not a curated record. The transcript is spliced from 7 exons.